AUGGCGGCGGAUGACGUUAUGUUAGAGAAUAUGUUGUCUUCUUUGGUUACAGGCAGCGGUUUGCCGAGACCAGCGCCUGUUUGCUCGGCAGAGCAUGCUGUGAUCCCAGUGGGCGCCGGCCUACAACGUCCGGCUCCGCUUGUGUGGGGACUGUUUGAAUUACCUGGCCCUGGAGAUGGUCGCAUUUGUGCGCAGUCAACUUUGCCAUCUGCUACUUCGGCUCUUAGUUUGUUGGAUGGCCGGUGCAGCAAGCGUGCCAGAAUUGCGUCUGGUCCUUUAACGGACUGCCGCGAUGGUGAUGUGUCUUUGCGUAGUAAGGAAGACGCUGAGCGUGUGAGUCUGUGUGACAAGUGGGCAGAUGUUGCAGUGGUUUUGCUGAAUGAGAGUGACUUGGACGUCGCGCCUGGGGAGGUCAGCAAGGCUCAGCUGAGUCGCAUAUUUGCAAAUCGCGCGGCUUCGACUUUGAAAAAGCAUCUCCGCGGUUGGGGCGUCUGGUGGGAAUUCUGUCGUACUUCUUCUUGGAGCAUGGCGAGACCAUCUCUGACACAACUGCUCGACUUCUUCGAGAGUCUAUGUGAGGGUGUGCGCAUGGAUAGAGGCCGCAAUCGCAAAAGUAAAGCGAUGGGAGUUAUCGCUGCCAUGAAAUUUGCAGCAUCACGGCUGCAGCUAUGUGGGCUGCUUGGGCAGCUCAAAAGUCCGUUGUUGGAGCCUUGGGGCCGUUGCGAGAAGUGGUCCAAACGUCGUCCUCGUGAGGCUACUCCGUUGUCAUUUGACAUUGUGUUGCGCCUGGAGUUGGCGUGCCAGUCAGCUCCGGUGGAAGAUUCUUGGUUGCUGCUGUGCUUCCUAUUAAUGUUAUUCGGGAGCUUGCGUUGGAGCGAUGCCCAGAGAGUGGAUCUGAGCUCGGUGUCCUGCCAACAAGGCUGUUUGCGUGGCUGGACGUGGCGUUGUAAGCAGUCGGCCACUGGCAUGCCAUGGGCUGUUUGGUGCAAGGGUGUGGCUAAUUCAAAUUGGGGCGUGCAGUUAUUCGAAGAGUCACUAGCGGUGCGAGCCGCGGUCCCCAACAGGGACUUCUUGAUUGGUCAUGGCGGUCAACCCGUAUCUUACUCUACGGCGCUUGCUCAGUUUCGCCGGUGCCUGGUGACUUAUGGUGGUGUGGAUGCAGUUGACGUGCUGAGUUACACAUUACAUAGCCUCAAGUGUACCUUUUUGUCCUGGGCUGAGGAGGCAGAGGUCAGCUCCCGUGACCGCUCUGCGCAGGGCCAUCACAAAGAGCCUGGAGUUUCUGAGUGUGUGCCAAAGUAUGGCCGCAACGACACUCUGCCUCAGCUGCGUUGUCAAAAGAUUGUCUUGGAUAAGUUGGUUACAGGAUGGCGGCCCAUGGUGCCAGUUGAUCGCGGGGUCGGUGGCCAGGUGGUUUUACCUGCAGACGAGGGUGCACUUUCUCCAGCAGGUUCAGUCACGGAGUCGGAGUCAGAGCAUGAAGAUGGGGAAGUAGAUGACUCUGGCAGCAGCGUUUGCCCCAGCGACAUCCUAUGUGACCAGGACAGCGAUGCUGGUUCCUGGGACGCCUGCGACUCUGUUGGUCCUUGGAUAAUCAACGGAGCCACUGGUUGGUUCCACCUAGCAGUUGCUACAGAGUCUGGAGGGUUACUGGUGGAUGACACGCGCUGGGGUCUGGCGUGUAGGCCACGCGCCGUGUUGCAGACCAGCUGCUUCCUUGUGCGUGAUGACCCGGCGCUGCAGUGCUACGUGUGCUGCGGGCACAGUGCCUGUGCUGCGCAGUGCGGCGUACCCGUAUGA
Messenger RNA from Symbiodinium natans, 1800 nucleotides. The record is from the annotation of a GenBank genome assembly. NCBI's taxonomy places the organism in Eukaryota, Dinophyceae, Suessiales, Symbiodiniaceae.